Molecule: messenger RNA, 1248 nt
Organism: Paramuricea clavata
Lineage: Eukaryota; Metazoa; Cnidaria; Anthozoa; Malacalcyonacea; Plexauridae
Source: the annotation of a GenBank genome assembly
AUGGACAAUGAAAUAACCUUGAAGAAAGCCUAUAUAAGAUACAUACGUGGUGGCAUCUCUAAUACAGGAAGGCGUGACGUCGAUGACAUCGAAGUCAACUCGGAAUAUCCCCUCGUGUCCUUCAUUACCAUGAUCGCACCCUCGCCUGAUUGGUUCGUUGGUGUGCACGACUAUAAUUUAUGCAACACAACAACAGGAAAAUGGUUAGACUCGAGAACAAGAGAUUUGCCACCCUAUGAUGCAGGCACUGACAGUGGACCUCGCUUUGGAAGUCCAAAUCAAAUAACAAAUCCAAAAGAAGAUAUUCAUCUGCUUACAAACAACACAGAAGGAUCGUUCAAAGGCGAUAAACCAGUAAGGAGAUUUGGAACUUUUACUUUUGUGAAGACCUAUGAUUACAAACCAAUUAUCAAGCCAUCUUCAACAAUACAACGAAGCCAACCAAGUUCUAGUGUGAACAUUAAGUCUAUUAUAAUUGGUCCCAAAGCCGGCAAAGGGAGCUCAACACCACUUUCCACCAUACAACAGAUCCAACCAAGUGCUAGUGUGAAUGCAGAACGUUCUACUAUCAUACUUGAUCCCAAAGGGAGCUCAACACUACUUUCCACCAUGCAACAGAUCCAACCAAGUGCUAGUGUGAAUGCCGAAAGUUCUACUAUCAUACUUGAUCCCAAAGGGAGCUCAACACCACUUUCCACCAUACAACAGAUCCAACCAAGUGCUAGUGUGAAUGCCGAAAGUUCUACUAUCAUACUUGAUCCCAAAGGGAGCUCAACACCACUUUCCACCAUACAGCAACGGCAACCAAGUGUUAGUGUGAAUGCAGAAAGUUCUACUAUCAUACUUGAUCUCAAAGGGAGCUCAACACCACUUUCCACCAUGCAAGAGAUCCAACCAAGUGCUAGCGUGAAUGCAGAAAGUUCUACUAUGAUACUUGAUCCCAAAGGGAGCUCAACACCACUUUCCACCAUACAGCAACGGCAACCCAGUGUUAGUGUGAAUGCCGAAAGGUCUACUAUGAUCAUUGAUCGAAAAGAAAGCUCUACACAACAAGUAGAGUUGAAAAUUACCCCUAGUACAAAACCCAACGUUCCAACUCAAACCCUGGCCCCUACAGCAACAAUCACAGUUUCAGCAAGCAUCAAGAUGACACCAACACUCACCACAACCAGUGCGGCAGGCUCUGUUAAACAAUUUGCUUUUAUCCACGUCAUCUUUGCUACGAUCCUUGUACAUUUCUGUUUGUAA